AUGCCGGAUUGUAUCGGCGUCGGUGUAGCCACCCCUCUGCUCAUGGUUGUUGUCGUCGGAUUGGAAUCCGUGGGACGAAAUCCUAUUGCUGUGAGCAAUAUUUCCACAUGUAUCGCCAUUGGUGACUCGGUGGAAGGCGUCACAGUUGUUGACCAUUCCAGCGCGGAUUGGACCGGGUCGUCCGGAUCGUCUUCAUCGGAUGAAGUGGAAGCUGCUGGAGUGGAAGUCGCUGGGUUUGAGGCCACUGCACUAGCGGCGGCUAUACUAGACGCCGCUGCACUGUAUGCCGCCGAACUGGACGCUGCUAUACUAGACACCGCUGCACUAGACGCCGCCACACUGGACGCUGCUAUACUGGAUGCUGCUGCACUGGAUGCCGCCGCACUGGAUGCCGAUAUACUGGAUGACGCGGCACUGGAUGCAGCUGCACUGGACGCCGAGAUACUGGAUGACGCGGCACUGGACGCUGCCGCGCUGGACGCCGAGAUACUGGUUGAUGCGGCACUGGAUGCCGCCGCACUGGAUGCCGAUAUACUGGAUGACGCGGAACUGGACGCCGCCGCACUGGAUGCCGAUAUACUGGAUGACGCUGCACUGGAUGCUGCCGCACUGGCUGACGCUAUACCAGAUGACGCUGCACUGGACGCCGCCGCGCUAGAGGCUGCUGCACUAGAGGCUGCUAUACUAGAUGCCGCUGCACUGGAUGCCGCCGCACUAGACGCUGCUAUACUGGACGCCACUGCACUGGAUGCCGCCGCACUUGACGCUGCUAUGCUGGACGCCGCUGCACUUGAUGCCGCUGCACUAGACGCUGAUAUGCUGGAUGCUGCCGCACUGGACGCCGCCGCUGCACUGGACGCCGCUGCCUUGGAUGCUGCCGCACUGGACGCUGCUGCGCUAGAAGCCGCCGCGCUAGAGGCUGCCGCACUGGACGCUGCUGCGCUGGAGGCUGCUGCACUAGAAGCCGCCGCGCUAGAUGCUGCUAUACUGGACACCGCCGAACUGUACGCUGCCGCGCUGGACGCUGCUAUACUGGAUGCCGCCGCACUAGAUGCCGCCGAGCUAGAUGCUGCUAUACUAGACACCGCCGAACUGUAG
Molecule: messenger RNA, 1098 nt
Organism: Penicillium expansum
Lineage: Eukaryota; Fungi; Ascomycota; Eurotiomycetes; Eurotiales; Aspergillaceae
Exons: 3
Coding region: 1-1098 (365 amino acids)
Source: RefSeq, a predicted model, not a curated record